GUGGAAAAGCUUUAGAGGGAGUCAGAGGUCCAGGGGUUCUCAUCCCAUGGUUCCAGUGCCAUCAAGAGCUCAAGUGGAGGAAAAUGUCUGAUCAGGAAGAAGAAUUUGAUGCUGAGAAUGUUGUGAUUGCAUCAGAAGAAAAUAAAGAUGCUUCUGGGAUUAUCAGUAUUCCACUUCCCUCUGAAGAGUUUCCAGAGUCAGAUCAAGCAGAAGAUAAUGAAUCUGAAGUUGAGCCAUCCAGUGAGGGCUCUACAACACAUGCUAAGGAGGAAAGUCAGCAGGGUUUAUCAAACGUGGAACCAGAAGAUGAAGAACAACUCAUGGAAGAAGCUUUGUUGCCCAAACAAGUUUCAUAUUCUCCAGAAAGUUCUACAGAGCACUAUCUAACUAAAUAUGAUAAUGUAAUGCAGCCAGCCAAACAGAAUUCAAAGCCUGGAUCUCUGGCUUUUCUGGAUAAGAUAAAGGCUAUAAAGGAAUCUCUGAAAGCAUCAGUCAAAAAUCCUUUAGCAACAGUAAAAGUUGUACUUUUUCCUGUGGGCCAGGAAAUUAUAAUGCCUUUUAAAAUAGAUAUCACUGUAAAAUACCUCAAGGAUCAUUUUUCAUAUCUACUAAAGAUCCCAUCUAAUAUACUGCAGAUAAGAUAUUCAGGAAUGAUUCUUAAAAAUAAUGAGACUCUACUGCAACAUGGAGUUAAGCCACAGGAUAUUGUACAAGUGGAAAUUUUUUCUACAGAUCCAGAUCUAUUUCCAGUCAAAAGAAUACAAGGAUUAAAUGAUGCCUCUCAAAUCAUAACUGUCAGAGUACAAACUGGCAUUACUGAGUACCAGGAGGUAGCUGUUGAGAUUAUAAAAUCUGACUUUCACAAACCGUUUCUUGGUGGAUUCAGACAUAAAAUAACAGGAAUAGAAUAUCACAAUGCUGGAACGCAAACUGUACCUAAAAAGAUUCCCCAAAAAGACAAUGUAUUUUGUAGGGAUACCCAGACAGUUCUUCAGAGAAAAAAGCUCCAACAGACUACAAAUACAACAGCCACACAGAUGACUAAAAUUGGUGUAUAUGUAUCAAACAUGACUGAUAAACUGAUAAAACCAGGAAAUUAUUUUUCGGCAGCAGAAUACCAUGCUCAAAGAUUACAGUCGGUAGUAGUGCUACAGACUUACUAUAGACAAUGGCAUGCUAAAGUUGUGGUAGAGAAUUUAAAAAGACAGAAAAUGUUAAGAUUCAAGUGGGAAGCAGAGGAAGAAGUAAGGAAAAUACAAGAAAAAGAGGAAUGGAUCAAAUUGGACUAUUACCGGAGGCGUAAUCCUCAAACAAAAGAAGAUUUUGAGCUUCUUUAUAAUGCACUGGAACUCUGGAAGCAAGAAGAAUUUGCACGCAUUAACCAGUCUUUCACUGGAGCUGAAAGGAAAGCUGCUCUAUGUGAACUUCUGGAGAAAGAGGCCCAGAUAAUUGCUUCCAUUGGGAGGCAUAGAUACAUCGCAUAUAUGGCAAACCGGGAAGCAUCAAUACAAGCUUUUUUGGAUAAGUGUUCAGCUCCAAAGGUAUGGAGAACAUUGAGUGGCAAAAUAAUUGAGAUGGAUACACAGUUUACCAUCAGAGCCAGAGAGCUGCAGAACAUCUAUAAGUGCAUUCUGCUGAAAAAUAUCUCUCAAGAUGAAAGGCUGGAUGUACUCCUAACGCUUAAACAUACUGUGAAGGAACAUGAAUGUAAACUGACUCAGGAAAUUCUAGAAUUGAUUGACAGAGAGGUGGACCUUAUAAUGAGAGGAGUCAAACAUCGUAAUCUUGAAGGACUCAGAAAAAGAAUUGCAACGCUCUUUUUUCAUUACAUCAAAACACCUCUAUUUAAUCCAGAAGUUGCAAGACAUCUUAAGGUCCCUCCAGACCCAUUGAAGUUUUAUAAGAAGAUUUAUUUUUGCCACGGUUGCCAGCUCUAUUUGCCUUCCACCGAGUUUGCCGUCUCAUCCACCUUACACCGUAUAUACCGGUGUCGUCACUGUGUUAACCUUGACAAUGAGACUCGACAACGAGAAUCAUUUUUGAAGUACAAAUGUUUACUUCAGCGGCUCUACUAUUCAGAAGCUGAUUAUGAAGAUGAUUCCAAAAUUGCUUUCCUGAUCCAGCUACAAGACAUUCAGUACCUGGUGGAGAACAUCUGGGCAUCGCAGUCAGUGCUCAGUGCCUGGAAGGAUCUCAAUGACCUGGUCAUGGUCAGGUGGGAUAAGUCCUUGGAAUGGUCCCCCUGGAACUGCAUUCUUCUUACCAAAGAUGAAGGUGUUGCUCAUCUCAAGCUAACAAGUAUCGAAGAGGGAUAUGAACCCUUGUUUAUUCACAAGAUCAAACACAAACAUAUCCUGGCUAAGAACUAUUUUUCUCAAAUUCCAGUGCUGGCUUCAUAUUUACUUGGUGAUGGUGAGCUAGAUGAGAUCAGAAAGAAAUAUCACUCAGAAACAACUCCCAAGAUUAUAGUGUCCCAGAGGCCCAGUCCCUAGAAGAUCCAGGAGUAUUUGAUGAUCAGCAUUUUUGUCCGCUGCUAAUAGAGGAAUACAGAGGCUGUACAAUAUGGAAAUAGAAUUUUAUCUUUUUAUUGAUUUUAGUUGUGUUUUGUUUCUCAUAGUAUUAUAAGUUUAUGAAGACAAAACAUCCUUAUAUAAAUGUUUUAUUAUUAGAUGGUUAGUGAAAAUUGAAAUACAGUUUAGUUCCUGAAAGUAAUAUUUUACGGUAAAGAGAUCAUUUGAUUUUUCAUAUUUUCACAAUUAAAAUUUUUAGAAAUUUCAGUGCACUAGAAAACCAACAAACAAAAGCUAGGUUUAACUUUUGACUCAAGUAAUUUAAGUUAAAUGUAGUUGUGGAAUAGUCAGUAUAUAGAUGGGAGGAAACAUCAAAUUCUCUUUCUUAAACAUCCUUGCAGGUAGGAUAAAAGAUGCUAUGUUUUAAUACAAUGAUUUGAAUCUUCACUUUGUAUUUUCUACUUUUACCUUCCAUGCUUCCUAAAAUCCCAGUAAAACAACUGGAAUUAUUUCUAAAUAAACAAACAAAUGCAUUCCAUGCUGGAAAGCAGGGUAAACAGUAGAACUAUCUUUUACCCUGUUGGCGGAAAACUCCCAAUGGGGCAAUGAAGACAUUCUGGAGGAAAGAUAAACUUGGUUAAGUUAACUGUAACAGCCUCAUUCCUCAGUAAGACAAAGAAAUAACCUUGACUACAUGCAUGUCAGAGACCUACAAUGAUGAACAGUGUGUGUGUGUGUGUGUGUGUGUGUGUGUGUCUUAAUGAGAAAUUGACACUCAAAAUAGGAAAAUUCAAGGAGGUUGUAUUUACAAAGGGAGUUAUUAUAAAGUGUGGGCAGUAUUUAGGGAAACUAAAGGAAUAGUGCAGGAACUCAGGGCCAGUAUGAGAUAGAGGCUAACUCGACCCCUCGUCUUAAAUGAGCAUGCAGAGGAAGAGGUCUGAGAAUGCUCAGUGUAAAGAAGGUAGCUGAGAGGAUCAGAAACCAGCUGCCAUGGGAGAGUCAGCCCUAGGGGGUCUCAUGAACUGGAGAAAUAAAUACUCCGAUUUCAUACCUCUCCAUUUCUCUAGUCUCCUGCUUGCUUUCCCCAUGAAUAGAACCCAGAAGGAAAGCAGGAGAAAUAGACUUCUGUUGGCCUAAUUCAUGCAGUUUCAGGGAAAAGAGUGGAAUAGAUAAUGGGGAUGGUGGAUCUGGACGGCUAAAUAGAGAGCUGGAAUUUAGCGUGAAGCUCUGUAACUCAGGUAGUGGUAUUUCACACACACACACACACACACACACGUGUGUAUGUGCGCACAUGUGUGUGCCUGUGCAUGCGCACACGACGUAAUUUGAGAGAGAGGGGUGAGGGGAGAAUUUUUCUCCUGAUUCCCAUCAGUGGUUAAUGAGCUGUUCUCUUCAGUUUAGUGCUCAAGGAAUUCAAUCUAAAUAUUAAUAUUUGUUCUACAUAAAUAUCUGCCAAUAUUUCACCAAUAUAUUUUCUAGGGCACCUACAAUUAUUAUUUUUUUUUUUGGCAAAAGCAUGGCACAUGGUGAUUGUUCUUAAGGAAAUAAACAUCAAAGAGGGAAGUGCUAUAAUGAGUUGUUUUCAGGUUUCCAUGGACAAUUCAGACAUUCUGGAACUUUCUCAAUGGUAAAUUACAGAUAGGGUUAGACUGGAGACCAUUCUGAUCACUAAUAAAUAGUUAACAAUUUAACACAGAGAGCAGUGGGUUUACGAAGGAAUGUAAAUGACCAGAUUUUCAUUAGACAGUGUACAAGAACAUGCUAUCUCAGAAAAAAAGGCUGGGGAGGCAAGAAUCGGGGAGAAAUAUUCAGAUAGGGGCAAAUAUGCGUCUUUAGGAAUUCCACUGUUUACCCUAGGGAUGAAGCAACUGACCAGAUAGCAUUUGCUGUUAGUAUGGAAGAUUUGUAGAAUGCAACCGAGAAGGGUAGACCAGCUAGAGCAAUUGAAUGUAGGAAAGGGGCAGUACCUAUAGAACUGGAAGUAUAACCACUAAGGGGGAAAACAGCUAAGAACAGACAGGCUUUCCUGAACAUUCUGUUAAGCACUUUUCAGUCCUUCUGGAACUACAGUUCUCAAUUUAGACAGCGAUCUGAAAAUCCAAAGCAGAAGGGCUAGAAGACGUAUCUGGUUA
Molecule: messenger RNA, 4642 nt
Organism: Mustela erminea (ermine)
Lineage: Eukaryota; Metazoa; Chordata; Mammalia; Carnivora; Mustelidae
Product: solute carrier family 13 member 1
Exons: 13
Coding region: 84-2492 (802 amino acids)
Biological process (GO): cilium assembly; monoatomic anion transmembrane transport
Cellular component (GO): motile cilium; acrosomal vesicle; membrane
Molecular function (GO): protein binding; sodium:sulfate symporter activity
Source: RefSeq, a predicted model, not a curated record